ACGGUUGAUGAAAAGCUGACUCUGAUGGACUCACCUUUGGUUCAGGGUAUUCCCCCUGAAGUCACCUAUUAUCUUACCGAACGGAACUCGACCCCUGGUUUUUUGGCCAGUCUUGUGUUGAAUUUCCUUCAAACAGAGACAAUGUUGAUGUAG
Molecule: messenger RNA, 153 nt
Organism: Protopolystoma xenopodis
Lineage: Eukaryota; Metazoa; Platyhelminthes; Monogenea; Polystomatidea; Polystomatidae
Source: the annotation of a GenBank genome assembly